CUCCCCUGGUUUUCCUCCCGCGGCCGCCGAGAGACACUGCCCUCUCCCUUCUUGACCCCGGUCUCUUCCCUCCCGCCGCCGUUGCUUCUGGCGCUGCCGCUCCGGAGGAGCUCCGGCACGGUGAUGGGGUCCAGGGCCUCCACGUUACUGCGGGACGAAGAGCUCGAGGAGAUCAAGAAGGAGACUGGCUUUUCCCACAGUCAGAUCACUCGCCUGUACAGCCGGUUCACCAGCCUGGACAAAGGAGAGAACGGAACUCUCAGCCGGGAAGAUUUCCAGAGGAUUCCAGAACUUGCCAUCAACCCACUGGGGGACCGAAUUAUCAAUGCCUUCUUUUCAGAGGGAGAGGACCAGGUAAACUUCCGUGGAUUCAUGAGAACUUUGGCUCAUUUCCGACCCAUUGAGGAUAAUGAAAAGAGCAAAGAUGUGAAUGGACCAGAACCACUCAACAGCCGAAGCAACAAACUGCACUUUGCUUUCAGACUGUACGAUUUGGAUAAAGAUGACAAGAUCUCGAGAGAUGAGCUGUUACAGGUGCUACGCAUGAUGGUUGGAGUGAAUAUCUCCGAUGAGCAGCUGGGCAGCAUUGCAGACAGGACCAUCCAGGAGGCUGAUCAGGAUGGUGACAGUGCCAUAUCUUUCACAGAAUUUGUUAAGGUUUUGGAGAAGGUGGAUGUAGAACAGAAAAUGAGCAUCCGAUUUCUUCACUAAAGGACUGAGACCAAUUAUCCUUGCUUUCAAGUAUUUAAGAACUGGAACUUAAGAGUCCUCCUGUUACUCCAACCCCUCCCUUAUCCCAUCAUCCCCCUUUUCCCAGAAUACUAAUGCUCUUGCAUGACAACCCCAGAUUUCUGCCUUUGGUGUAUAAACAGGGCGUUACAGAAUGGUACCCUGGGUCUAUUUCUGUUCAGUGUCCACCCACCAGUUCUCCAUUUAUAAGUACCAUCUCCCCCUGUUCUGCUGCUGAACGCCACACAUCCAUCCAGUCUAAGGAAAUGAGGCAGGAACUCAUGCCAAGAACCAGCCAGCAAAGUUCCCAAUGGAUGGAACCCAUAGCCAUGCUGCCUUCCCUCCAGCAAGGCUCUGGCAUGCUCCUGCGUCCUUCUUGUAUGUCUUUUACUUCUACUUUCCUGUCACCUAUCCUUCCAUCCAUUCAGUCUUUCAGCCUCCCUACUUAUCAUUGAGCCUCAAGAUUCCCUCUGUUCUACUUGACAUCAGGCUAUGCUGUUAACAUCUUUCUGACUUGGCAGGGUAGUUCUGUGGUCUGCCAGUUUUUAUAUACCUUCACUUAAUGGGUCUCUGGGAUAUUGCCUUUUCAGGAGCUUUUCAGUAACCAGUACUGCUACUCUUGGAAGAAUAUGACUCUCUUGGUCCCCUACACUGCUCUGUCAUCAAAGGUCGUAUGAGUAGCGAUGUUCUUAAAAGGUGGCCUUGGUGAGACUUGUAGAGCCGUGUCUCCUAGGUGGCUUGCCCAGGUCUCUACCUCUGGCCUCUGAUUUUCAACAUAAGUACAGUGUUGACAUCCAGAAAAUAGUCUUAUGCCUGCAGGUUUGCUUUGCUUAGGACACUGUCACUACCAGAGUGGCUGUUCUGACAGUUUGCUUGGGGACCAUCUCAUGGUUUUCUGAACAAAGAGGCUAGGCACCCUGUAAAGUCGCCUGCAUCCAUACUGCAGCAUGGGUUAUGCCUCAGUGUUAGAUACACUGGAAUAUUUUUCACUUCUCAUUUCCAAACAGAAAGAUUAGUGUUACAGAAGUGCCUAUCUCAGUCCUAAAGAAUUAAAGAUUGUCCUCGGUGUCUUAAAGUUUUGCACAAAAUUCUGUAUGAAUUUUACACUUGGCAAAUUAUAAUGCUAGAAGCCAGAGUCAGCUCAUACUGGUCCAAAGCAUUGAAUAUAUUGUCUCAUUAGCUUCCUAGUCACAUGACCUUCCUAGCUACUCUUGUAGACCACUGCAGAUCCCUUGGAAGCACACAGGGCAGGCACUGGUGGCACAGACUGAGGUGGCAUUAGAGGUCUUUGAAUAACCUAGCUAAACUUUCUGCCAAUGUCAGCUUAGUUUAGACUUGACUGAAUCAGGCUGUUCCCAUCCUAUGUAUGUGAAUCUGUUUGUAUAUUUGCUCUGACUGGCAUGCCGACUCAUUGCUUGUUUCCUUGCCUUGGAAGGCUAUCCAAGAUGGGUAAACAAUUCUUUAGGAAAAAAAAAUUGCUAUUAAAAAAGCAAGCAAACAAAAAUACUGCAGAAAGAAUGGGUAAAAGUGAGAAGCAAGGGAGUGGAUAGGGUGGAUGACUCAGUCUGCAGGAAUGGGGAAUUCUUAAUAGGCUAUCAGUCUGACUUUGUGAUCAAAUGAUGUAAUAUAUAGGAAUUGUAUAAAAGGAAGAUACUGAAUUGUUAGAUGCUGAAUUGUUAGAGAAGUACUCCAGAGGCUUCUUGAUUUACAUAAAGUUCUUAAGAUUAUGGCCCCCCCCUUUGGCUGUAUAGCAAACUGUUUUAAUCCACAGUUGUGCCUUAUUGUCUCAUUAAAAUUGUAUUCCUCGAUUCAUCAAUAAAUAAUUGUGGUUAAAACAAAAA
Molecule: messenger RNA, 2570 nt
Organism: Nannospalax galili (Upper Galilee mountains blind mole rat)
Lineage: Eukaryota; Metazoa; Chordata; Mammalia; Rodentia; Spalacidae
Gene: Chp1
Product: calcineurin like EF-hand protein 1
Exons: 7
Coding region: 124-711 (195 amino acids)
Molecular function (GO): calcium ion binding
Source: RefSeq, a predicted model, not a curated record